CGAUCAUGCAAGUACGCAACAAUCUAGACGAUCUACGACGAAGGAUGGGUCGACCGGAUGCGUCGUCUACACCGUUAUCGUCCACGAAAGCUCCUAUCAAGAUUGACGACGACGAACCCGUGGCGAGUAGAGAGAGCGUGAAUAGCAAGACCAGCAAAGUGAGCAAAUUCAAACCAGCUACCGUCGUGUCUCCCGUUAGUUCUGGAGAUAAAGAAUCAUUUGCGUCUACGUCUGCGAUCCAACAACAGAAGCGUGCACUCUCGAAUACACCAGCUUUAGAGCCAUCUAGCAAACGUGUACGGCAGCAGUCUCUACCAAAGACCCAUAAUGAUACGAUAACCUACGUAGAUGAUUCGGACGAUCUCAUUAAUGAUACCUUCACUGGAGACGUUUUAAAUGACUUGAAUAGCCAGGAGAAAUACAUCAAACCUGUUGAGAACAAGGAAAUUACAUCUAGUAGACCUUCUCGACAAUACAACUCAGAUCUGAACUUACUAUCAGUCUCUGUCAUACAGAAUCUGUUAUGCACUACUCUCAGGAGGAAGGAUGGCGUCAUGGAAGAGCUUCUGUCCUUCUAUGAGCAGGGUCUCGACGAUGGAACCGUAGACCGUGACUAUCUUCUCAACGAGAGACAUCGGCUACAAGACCGCAUAUUGAAUCUAGAAAAAGCGCUUUCAAAAGCCAAAAUGAGUGAAGAAAGUAGUGGAAAACAGGGCGCACCGACUAGUUCGCAAAAUACGCGCAAUGAGCCUGUCGUCGCAAUCGAUUCUUCACCUAUGGCGCCAAAGUAUACCACGCUACCACCACGUCGAGAACCUUUAGGAAGCGUUACGAAUGAAAAUCCACCAAUACUUAAUAGAACAGAAUCUUCAAUAAUGCCCUUCGCAGACAACAUGAUGGAUCUCGAUGGUGUCGAUUUACACGAACCACUGAUGUCAGAUGACGAUGUUGCGCCGAUGAACAUGCAAUCAUUUGGUGAUGUUCCCGAAGACGAUGAAGUCAGCGUGAUGGAACCACCACCAAGAGCUCCAGAAGUUGUGAAACACGAAGAAGACAACUACCCUCGAUACCCAUGGUCGCGAGACGUCGAAAAAGUGAUGCACGACAUGUUCAAACUUAACGCGUUUCGUAAAAACCAACGUGAAGCAAUUGACGCGACGUUGGAUGCCAAAGACGUCUUCGUAUUGAUGCCAACUGGUGGUGGUAAAUCAGUUUGUUACCAAAUACCAGCAUGCGUAGAUCUAGGAAAAACUCAUGGUGUUUCUAUCGUCAUAUCUCCCUUGCUUUCGUUAAUUCAAGAUCAAGUUCAGCAAUUAGUAUCAAAAGAUGUCCCAUCGUAUGCCUAUUCUGGUGGCACAGCACUCGCUGAUAAACGCGCAAUUCAGGAUGAUCUGCGAAGACCGAAACCAAUAACGCGAUUGCUUUAUGUCACCCCUGAAAUGCUUGGGCAGAGUAAUGCUUUUAAGGAUAUAUUGAAACAACUUCACGCAAAGGAUCAACUCGCACGGUUUGUAGUUGAUGAAGCUCAUUGUGUCAGUCAGUGGGGACAUGAUUUCAGACCUGAUUACACCAACCUUGGCCAACUUCGCGAUGACUUCCCUGGCGUUCCUUUUAUGGCGCUCACCGCAACAGCAAAUGAGCGCGUAAAGUCAGACAUCAAAAACAGUCUAAGGAUGAAAGGAUGCGUCGAGCUCAAAUCGUCUUUCAAUCGCAAGAACUUGUUUUAUGAAAUCAAGCCAAAAAAUGGCAAAACAGUUUAUGCUGAUAUACAAAAUCUAAUAAAUAACAAGUUUAGAGGCCAAACAGGUAUAAUUUACUGCUCUUCGAAACGCGCUUGUGAAGAUGUCGCAAGCAAAUUAAGACACGAGUAUGGUCUACCUGCCCAGCAUUACCAUGCAGGACUUAGUCGUGACGAUCGUACGAAAAUACAGAUAAACUGGCAAAAGAAUAGGUUUCUAAUUAUUUGUGCUACCGUUGCAUUUGGUAUGGGUAUUGAUAAACCUGAUGUCCGAUUCGUUAUCCACUUCUCAAUGCCGCAAUCAUUGGAAGGCUAUUAUCAAGAAACCGGAAGAGCUGGUAGAGAUGGUGAACAUAGCAACUGUAUUCUCUAUUUCGCUUAUAAAGAUACGAUCACGAUAAAUUACCUAAUUGACAAUGGUGAAGGCACACAUGAGCAGAAGGCAACCCAAAGGUCGAAUUUACGUCAAGUUGUACAGUUCUGCCUGAAUAAAACAGAUUGUAGGAGAACUCAAGUACUCAACUAUUUCGGUGAGCAUUUCGAUCCACGGAAAUGUCACAAAACUUGCGAUAAUUGCUUCGCGGGUGUGGGAACUGAGAAGAAAGAUGUCACUGAGGAAUCAAAAAAUGCCGUACAACUCGUCAAAGAUGUCUUCAGGUCGAGUGUAACGAUGCUUCAUUGCGUUGAUGUUUUCAAAGGCUCAGGAGCGGCUAAAAUACGUGAUAAAGGACACGAUCAGAUACCAUCAUUUGGUAAAGGUUCACACAUGGAAAAGGGAGAUGUUGAGAGACUCUUUCAGCUCUUGUGGACUGAGCAAGUACUAGGUGAACGAUAUGAGCAAAAUAAGCAAGGCUUCACCAAUGCCUAUAUCAAACUCGGUGCACAAUACCAACAAGUCUUAAAUGGAAAGAGAAGAAUAUACAUGACGGUUGGCAAAUUUGGUUCUCGCAGACAAAAUGAUAGGAAUAGCACUGGCGGUGCUUCCACUUCUAGAAAGAAACCCACCAAGGAUGUCGAGGAAGAUACUGAUUACGAGGAGAUUGACUCUGAUCAUAGCUUUGUGCAAAGUUCAGCGAAUAAUGGUGGUUUCACGACAUUCAAACAGCAGACGAGACAGAAGGCAAAUGAGAAAAACCAUCGGAUUGAUGUCGCUGACUCGGAUGAUGAGAUCGACCUCACAGGUGAUGGUGAUACAAACAUCCAUAACAAUUGUUUCGAUGAGCUCACACAGUUGAAAUUGAAGUUAAGUAAAACGGGUAAACCUCAGCCAUCUGAUGCCACACUCGAGACACUCUCUUUAACACUACCAAAUUCUCUCAAAGAUAUUACCAACACUGAAGGUAUCGACGAUGUCAAUUACGACGUGCAAUAUCUUGAAGUAACAAAGAAAUACAACAAGGUGAGACCUGGAUCCAGGAAGACGUCUAUGCAUACAGACACAUCAAUCACACCUGGUUCCCUCGCAUCGAAAUUUGCCUACAAGGUCCCAGACACGAGCAACAAUAGCAUAUCAUCAAACAAGAGUUCAACCAGUCGGGCUAACAAAUAUACUAGAGUUGACAACAAGAAGACAUCAUCGACGGGUAUAAGAGCAAUGGUACCGGGAAGAAAAUAAAAACGCAUAGCAUAAAUUAUCAUUAGUUGUGUAUUAAUAGAAAAAUGUAUAGAAAAUUAUGUAAA
Wallemia mellicola CBS 633.66 is the source of this 3418-nucleotide messenger RNA. Its product is annotated as ATP-dependent DNA helicase. Gene Ontology annotation, molecular function: ATP binding; four-way junction helicase activity; nucleic acid binding. NCBI's taxonomy places the organism in Eukaryota, Fungi, Basidiomycota, Wallemiomycetes, Wallemiales, Wallemiaceae. The coding region runs from base 6 to 3353 and encodes 1115 amino acids. The transcript is spliced from 6 exons. The record is from RefSeq and is a predicted model, not a curated record. Gene Ontology annotation, cellular component: RecQ family helicase-topoisomerase III complex; chromosome; cytoplasm. Gene Ontology annotation, biological process: double-strand break repair via homologous recombination; DNA replication.